AUGCCCAAUCCAUACAACUCGAACCAACAGUGGGACCAGCAGUCUCAGAUGUACUACCCUCAGCAAGACUUUGGCUAUGGUCAAUAUCCUGAGCCAAGGCAGCAGCAGCAACAACAGCAACAGCAACAGCAGCAAGUCCCCAGCCAUCAGCAGCAACAAAGGGUACAUACGUAUCCUGGGGCCUUCCAAUACUCCCAGGCGCCCCCAACAACCAGUCUGCCACAGACGUCCUCAUUGCAAGGCGCUUUGCAGAGCAACCAGCCACUAUCUCAUUCACGAUCAUCCUCUUAUGGCACCCAGCAGCAAUCACAGCCUCCCAAUCCAUAUGGACAUGGCUCUCAACCCACUUACGGCGCUUCCAACGGACAGGGCUUCAGCCAGACGGCCUAUCGCAACAAUCCCCAAAUGUUCUCGUUUGGUUCAACAAACAUGAGCGGCACCACACCAAUGGUCUCGAUGGAUUCUCCCGUCCGUAGCGGGGGGAUGCUCACCACAUCUCCUGACGGUCUACAGCCCUCGUUCGGCCUAGAUAGGUCCUUCUUCUCCCAAUCCCCAGCCCAGUCAGGUCCCUCCUCGGGGAAACGCCAACGUUUAGAUCCCCAUGAGGAACCUACCUACGAUGAACCAGAGCCUGAGCCAGGCUUAUCAGAAGUCAAGGACCAGAAGGCCAAACCGAUUCGGGCAUGUGCGAGAUGCAAAAACCUCAAGGUUAAGUGCGAAGUCAAGACCGAGGGCGAUCCUUGCAAGAGGUGUCUCAAUGGAGGCCACGAUUGCGUUAUCCCCGGCCGUAAGGUCCGCCGCGUACCACCAAAACGGGAGCAUCUCAUCAGCAAGAUUCAAGCGCAGGCUCAAGAAAUUGAGCGUCUGAUGCAGCAGCUUGAAGCUGUCACGUCGGUAAAGAAGGAAGAAGGCGUUCAUCCCCCCCAGUCAUCCUCGAGUCUGUCUUCUCCCCCCCUCUCUCCCUCAUCCCCAACAACAAAACCCUUCCUUGGUGAUUCUCAACCCCGGACCGAGGAACAAUCGAAUUCAGCGACAAACAAGGCAAUCGAGGAGUGGAUUGCUAAAACGAGGGAGAACAUGCAGGAGCUGUCAUUCAUUUGCGUGGCGGGAGGGGGUGUACCUGAAAGCUACAUUGUGGAAGAAGAUCCCGAAGACCCGUAUUCCAGUGAUGACGAUGAAUUCGUUGAAGCUUCGGACAGGUUCGAGGGUGAGGAAGAUGAACAUAUCGCUGUCUCCAUAGAGCACGCGGAGGGUGAAGAACCUUCUGAGAGUGGCGUCCACCGAAGGAUUCGACACAGAUCUUCGGCUUCCAGUGUGGGAACCACAAGGAGUGCGGCUGGUAGUCGGAAGAAGAAUACUGGCGACGCGAAACCAGCAAACAUUCCUGUCGAAGCCUCACCCUUCGGUCUCUUCGGGAACUUGAGCCUCAAAUCCCGUCCCCUAAGCAGGGGACCGAGCGAGCACGACGAGGACGAUGACAGGAGUUCGGGCAUCGCCAAUGAAAACUUCUUCAGACCUGCUUCCACUCCAGUCCCUGUCAAUCAGCCCAAGAGUCUUUCUCAUCAAGUGCCGGCCAUUCUAGCCAAGGGACUCAUCACUCCCGCCGAAGCAGAGAAAUUGUUCCAUUUAUAUUAUGCUGAAAUGAACCUCUCCGUGUCCUUGCUGGAUCCCAUUCUCUAUGAUGCCAAGCGAACCUUCUGGCGUAGCCCCUUCUUGUUCACAGUUAUAUGUGCCAUUGCCUCCAGAUUCUACUCGGAGCGACCUGAGCUUUACCAACAGGCCAUGCAUUAUGCUCAGGCCGCUGCGGGAAAUGCACUCACCAGCGGGACCAAAAACGUCGAGAUGUGUGCGGCCUACAUCCUGAUGAGCUUGUACCCCAUUCCGGUCAAACGCUGGGAGCAGCAGAGGAGUUGGUUGUACCUCGGGUUGGCGAUCAGAACUGCGACGGAUCUUAACCUUCACCUUCCUAUGACCGCCAAACCGAAGAACGAAAACCACGCACGGGAGAUGCUCAAUCGAACGCGCAUAUGGUUGAACUGCUUCAACCUGGAUCGUUCCACGGGAUCACAAUAUGGCAAGCCCCCUAUCAUCAACAACGCUGACUACACCGCGAACCACUCAGAGAACUGGUGGCAAUCUUCUCCUCACAACAUGGUCCACUUCGACAUCCAUAUUUGCGCCUACAACGCGGAGUUGAGGCUCAUGUCGAAGUUUAUGGCGAAGAUCUAUAGCGAUCCUGAUCACCCUACUGGGCUUAACAAGGAGGUGGACUUCGAAGGCAUCGCCACUGAAACUGACGAUGCAUUGCAAAAGCUUCAGGAGCGCUGGUUUUCUAUUCUCAGAACGACGGACAUGUCCAACUCCGAAAACUGUUUCCGCACUGGCCUCCUCCGACUGGCCUACAGCUAUGCACGCCUUAUCGCCUUGUCCUAUGGGUUCCAACACGCAUUCGGAAAGACUGAUGGCCAGGAUGAGAAUCCUUUCUUGAUGAGGUGUCUGAAUGCCGCAUCUGACGUGGUCCACGCAGUUGUUGACGAUAUCUGCCGUCCCGAGCAACGUCACUAUUGGCGACAUGGUCCUGAUGCUCAAAGUGUUUUUGUUACAUUCGCUUCCGCUUUUCUCGUCAAGUUGUUGCAACCCAAGUUCCAAUCUUACCUCACUCGAGACCAGCGAGUGCAGAUUCGGAACCUUGUGCAACAAGUCAUUGACUUGAUGUCUUCACCUGAAAUCGCCAUCGAUGACCGACAUGGACCCAAGCUCUACGCCCGGUUCCUGAAGAAUCUCCUGGCGAAGCCUUUGGCAAGGAUCGACCCCUCUCCUCCAAGAAGCGGUUCCGCUGAAGCGACGCCACCACCGCCUCCACGGGUUCGCCGACCCGCGAAAACCGCUUCAGGGGGCGAACAAAUGGACACGCAACCAUCAGCCUCGUCUGACCCUUACGGCGCGACAUUUAACCAUUCCUCUCCGGCCACUACUGGGUCACUUUCUCCACCACCGGCAGAGUCUCUGACCGACUUCAACAACUUCAGACCCAUGGGCGGUAUUGACCCGUAUGCGCCUGACGCACCAAUCAUGAACGCCUACGACAAUUCCCAAGGGGAUAUGCUCAUGACAGAUUACUUCCAACCCGAGUUGCCCUUUGACGAGGAGAUUAUUCGAAGCUUCCAGGAUCUUGCUGAUCCGUCAGGGUGGCAAGAUAUCUCGAUGCCAACAGGCUUUAAUUUCAUGACCCAAUUCGAACGCAACCUUGGUAUCGAUUUGCGAUCAGUCACCAACGGUUAUGAUACCACCAGUCCUCCGAACUACCUCACUGGAGUGUCCCAGUAG
This is a messenger RNA of Coprinopsis cinerea okayama7#130, 3327 nucleotides long. RefSeq lists its product as hypothetical. The transcript is spliced from 12 exons. Gene Ontology annotation, cellular component: nucleus. Bases 1 to 3327 code for a protein of 1108 amino acids. Gene Ontology annotation, biological process: regulation of DNA-templated transcription; DNA-templated transcription. Gene Ontology annotation, molecular function: DNA-binding transcription factor activity, RNA polymerase II-specific; transcription cis-regulatory region binding; zinc ion binding. Lineage: Eukaryota; Fungi; Basidiomycota; Agaricomycetes; Agaricales; Psathyrellaceae. The record is from RefSeq and is a predicted model, not a curated record.